Messenger RNA from Microdochium trichocladiopsis, 1545 nucleotides. Its product is annotated as oxidoreductase FAD-binding protein. NCBI's taxonomy places the organism in Eukaryota, Fungi, Ascomycota, Sordariomycetes, Xylariales, Microdochiaceae. The coding region runs from base 1 to 1545 and encodes 514 amino acids. The transcript has 2 exons. The record is from RefSeq and is a predicted model, not a curated record. Gene Ontology annotation, molecular function: FAD binding.
AUGAAACUCUACAGCCUCUCAGCCGGUCUCUUGGCGAUCCUGCCGCUCGGUGUGGCUGCAGAUGAUCUUGUCGUUGCCUCCGUGUCAAACGACCUGGCAAACAUGGUCUUGGGUAAUGCCGGGACUUGCUGCGUGGGCCUGAAGCUCUUCCUCGGCGACAAGGUCUCAGUUGAGGGACAGUCUGUCUACACAAACUCGUUAGAGUCGUACUUCAGUCUGCAAAACGCCCAAUUAACGCCCAACUGUAUCAUUACGCCUACAUCUAAGGAGGACGUGGCUCUGUCUGUUUUCCUGCUCAACGUCGGAAGCAAAUUACUUCCUGGGCGUUGCAACUUUGCCAUCCGGUCGGGCGGUCACACUCCUUGGGUGGGUGCCAACAACAUCGACGAUGGCGUCACGAUAGACCUGUCCAAGCUCAACCAGGUCAACGUUUCCAAGGAUCGCAAGACCGUUGAUGUCGGCCCGGGAAACCGAUGGCUCGACGUCUAUGGGCGCCUUGAGACCCAAGGCCUCACAGUUGUCGGUGGCCGCGCCUCGAUCGUUGGUGUUGGUGGCCUGACCACCGGAGGUGGCAUCUCAUACUUCUCACCACGGUACGGCUACGCCGUCGACAACAUUGACAACUUUGAGGUUGUCCUGGCAUCCGGCCAGAUUGUCAACGCCAACAGCAAGACCAACACUGAUCUCUUCAAGGCGCUCAAGGGUGGUUCUGGCAACUUUGGCAUCGUUACUUCGUUCACCAUGCGCGCCUACGAGCAAGGCCCCAUGUGGGGAGGCUUCGUUGGCUUCGACAUCUCCACCAUUGACAAGCAGUUUGCCUUCUUUGAGAGCCUGACCGGCUCUGCCAACUAUGAUCCCUAUGCCUCGUUCAUCCUCAACGUGGUCUAUGACCAGGCUACCACGUCCUGGUCGGCAUCUCACUCUGUUGUGUACUCCAAGCCCGUCGCCAACCCGCCGGCUUACCAGCCGCUUCUUGCUCUUCCCCAGACCUUCAACACUGCCGACGUCAAGAACCUGACUCAGCUCACCAUUGAGCUGGGCUACUCCAACCCAAACGGCCGGAGACAACUGUUCACAACCGCCACUUUCAAGAACAGCGCCGCGAUGCUGUCUGAGAUCUACAAGAUCGCCCAAACCAACGUCAACUCCAUCUCCGGCAUCUCGGGAAUCAAGUACAGUUUGUCCUUCCAGCCGAUCCCCACCGUCAUCAACUCAAAGGCGGCCGCAAGCGGCGGCAACUCGCUCGGCCUCGACGCCAGCGACGGCAACCUGAUGAAUAUGCUCCUCACCGUGACGUGGGACAACAAGUCGGACGACGCCACCGUCGAGAGCGCGGCCAAGAACCUCUUCGCCCAGGCCAACACCAAGGCCAAGUCGCUGGGCAAGUUCCACGAGUACCUCUACCUCAACUACGCGGCCAAGUGGCAGGACCCCAUCUCCGGCUAUGGCGCCGACUCCAAGGCCAAGCUGCAGGCUGCCAGCAAGAAGUACGAUCCGGCGGGACUGUUCCAAAAAAACGUCCCAGGCGGCUUCAAGCUCUUCUGA